UUUCCCUGCAGGUACUUCAAGUGGUGGUACAAGAAAACCCGCAUUGAGAAGAAGUCUGCCUUCAUCGACCUCCUGUGUGCCGUCCCUCUGCAGCAGAUCUACGGCUGCCCACUAGGUGGGAUUGGCGGCGGCACCAUCACUCGUGGCUGGCGGGGCGAGUUCUGUCGCUGGCAGCUGAACCCUGGGAAAUACCACUAUGAGACAGUCAUCACUGACCAGUUCACAGUGUGCCUGCGCCGCAAGGGACAGACUGUUUACCAGCAGGUCCUGUCUGUGGAGAAACCCAGUGCUCUGCAGGGCUGGAACUGGGGUUACUGUGGCCGCUAUGCCUUCUACCAUGCACUGUACCCCCGUGCUUGGAUGGUCUAUGAGCUGCCAGGGCAGAACGUGGUGCUCACGUGCCGCCAAAUCUCCCCAGUCAUCCCCCACGACUACAAGGACUCCAGCCUGCCAGUGGGGGUGUUCAUCUGGGAGGUGGAGAACAACAGUGAGGAGCCUGUGGAUGUCUCCAUCAUGUUCACCCUGCAGAAUGGCACUGGCACGAAGGGGGAUGGGAGUGGGGGGCAUUGGAAUGAGCCCUUUGCCCUGCAGGAUGGUGGGGAGCGGGUGACUGGCGUCCUGCUGCACCACUGUACACCCAUCAAUCCCUUCACCUUCGCCGUGGCUGCCCGGGAGAAGGCUGGCACAGUCAUCACUCACCUUACUGCCUUUGACCCUGCGGGGUCAGGCAGGGACGUGUGGCAGGACCUCCUGCAGGAUGGCAAGCUGGAGUCCCCCAUUGGUAAAAGCAAGCGGACGCAGAAGGGAGAAGUGACAGCAGCUGCGGUAUGUGCCAGCUGCAUGGUGCCUGCACGAGGCCAUGGGACACUGGAGCUGGCCCUGGUGUGGGACAUGCCCCGUGUUCACUUUGGCUCCAAGGAAAGACUGCACCUCAGGCGGUACACACGCUUCUUUGGCAGCAAUGGGGAUGCAGCUCCUGCACUGUCACACUAUGCCCUGACACACUACAAGGAGUGGGAAAAGAAGAUUGAAGCGUGGCAGAAACCCAUCCUGGAGGACAGUCAGCUGCCCUCCUGGUACAAGUCAGCCCUGUUCAAUGAGCUGUACUUCAUGACGGAUGGGGGCACAAUCUGGCUGGACCUACCUCCUGACUGCCUCCCCCAGGACCUGCAGGGACCAGGGGCUGCCAAGCUGUCCCACCUCCUCCCUGUCCUGCGGGAGUACGGGAGGUUUGCUUAUCUGGAAGGGCAGGAGUACCGUAUGUACAACACCUAUGAUGUCCACUUCUAUGCAUCCUUCGCCCUUGUAAUGCUGUGGCCCAAGCUGCAGAUCAGCCUGCAGUAUGACAUUGCUGUCACAGUGUUGAAUGAGGACAUGCAGCCACGGCAGUACUUGGUGUGUGGCAAAACAGCCCAGGUGAAACUGAAGAAUGUAGUGCCCCAUGACAUUGGAGAUCCAGAUGAUGAGCCCUGGCAGCGAGUCAAUGCCUAUCUGAUGCACGACACUGCCAACUGGAAGGACCUGAACCUGAAGUUUGUGCUGCAGGUGUAUCGUGACUACUACCUGACGCACGAUGCACUGUACCUGCAGGACAUGUGGCCGGUCUGCCAGGCUGUGAUGGAGUCGGAGCUGAAGUUUGAUACUGACAAUGACGGGCUUAUUGAGAACGGGGGCACUGCUGACCAGACGUAUGAUGCAUGGGUGGUGAACGGGGCCAGUGCAUACUGUGGUGGGCUGUGGCUGGCAGCUGUCCGGAUGAUGUGUGAGAUGGCAGAGGUGCUGGGUGACGCUGAGACCCAGCAGAAGUAUGGUGCCAUCCUGCAGAAGGGCAAGGAGUCAUUUGAAAGGCUGCUGUGGAAUGGAAAAUACUACAACUAUGACAGUAGCGGGAGCAGCACCUCCAGUAGCAUCAUGUCAGACCAGUGUGCGGGGCAGUGGUUCCUGGGGGCUUGUGGCCUGGACCAGAAGGAGCUGGAGGUCUUCCCCAAGAGCCACAUUGUCAGCGCACUGAAGACCAUCUUUGAGAAGAAUGUGAUGAGCUUUGCAGGUGGCACCAUGGGUGCUGUGAAUGGCAUGCGGCCUGAUGGUGUGCCUGACACCUCCAGCGUGCAGUCCAGUGAGGUGUGGGUUGGUGUUGUCUAUGCUCUGGCUGCUACCAUGAUCCAGGAGGGACUGGUGCAGGAGGGCUUCCACACAGCAGAGGGCUGCUACCGAACGGUGUGGGAGAACCUGGGCAUGGCUUUCCAGACCCCUGAAGCCUAUUGUGAGAAGAAAGUCUACCGCUCGCUGGCAUACAUGCGGCCCCUCAGCAUCUGGAGCAUGCAGCUGGCCCUGGAAAGCAAAACCCGCCGGCCCCCCAGCCCCACACCAACCCAGAAGAAUCCUCUGCACCCCUGA
Meleagris gallopavo (turkey) is the source of this 2397-nucleotide messenger RNA. The record is from RefSeq and is a predicted model, not a curated record. NCBI's taxonomy places the organism in Eukaryota, Metazoa, Chordata, Aves, Galliformes, Phasianidae.